Marasmius oreades (fairy-ring Marasmius) is the source of this 360-nucleotide messenger RNA. RefSeq lists its product as uncharacterized. The record is from RefSeq and is a predicted model, not a curated record. NCBI's taxonomy places the organism in Eukaryota, Fungi, Basidiomycota, Agaricomycetes, Agaricales, Marasmiaceae. The coding region runs from base 1 to 360 and encodes 119 amino acids. The transcript is spliced from 2 exons.
AUGUCCACUGGCUGGAACGUAUUCACUUAUCUCUUUCUUGCAUUCUUUAUCCUAGUCGGGCUGUUUGCAACAGUUCUCUGCAUCCUAAUCGUUCGACACAAAGUGAUGCGCUCGAAGGUCGGUAACCAAGGGAAGGACGAAGAGGUUCCAAAGUACGACGACCUUAAACCAAUCCACAUCCCAGAGCCUAUGGCAGCAUACUUCCCUCGCGCGUACCGACACCAGAUGGACAUGGAAAUCUGGAGCGGGACGGCUGCCGUGCCACCACCAAUGCCACGUCCAGCGGAAAAAGUACCAGUGCGGGAGCAUAGGAAGCAUAACCACUUGAGGUCGCAUCGACAAAGUAGGCGAUUGAUGUAG